Messenger RNA from Daktulosphaira vitifoliae (grape phylloxera), 4170 nucleotides. It is a transcript of the gene MTA1-like, whose product is annotated as metastasis-associated protein MTA1. The transcript has 15 exons. NCBI's taxonomy places the organism in Eukaryota, Metazoa, Arthropoda, Insecta, Hemiptera, Phylloxeridae. The record is from RefSeq and is a predicted model, not a curated record. Gene Ontology annotation, biological process: negative regulation of transcription by RNA polymerase II. Gene Ontology annotation, molecular function: chromatin binding; transcription corepressor activity; sequence-specific DNA binding. Gene Ontology annotation, cellular component: nucleoplasm; NuRD complex. The coding region runs from base 676 to 4170 and encodes 1164 amino acids.
CGUCGGCAACAGUAUAAUCUAUACAACAACAAACAACGUGUUAAACGCCGUUCCCGUGCGGAACCGUCUUAUACCUACCGUAGUAGGGUAGUAGUAGUGCGUGGUCCGUGUGUGUAGUAUUAUCAUUAGUGGGUCUCUUAUUAAAAAAUUUAAUAUUAAUAAAAAUUUUCAAGUUAAUAAAAGAGCGGUGUUUAUUAUGCCGACAUUGACAGCCGGGACACUGACUUGUGGUCGAUGAACGUCGUUUGUGUUGUCGUCAGUUCUAUCUUCAGCGCCUCUCGCUCCGUCUCACUCUGUAAUCAUUGCGAUGAUACUACAACUGAUAUCGCGGCCGCCGAUGCCGCUGAUAUUCUUUUAUUGAUAACUAGCCGACUAGUAUAAACAACAACAACGCCGUCGUAUCCAACACCGGAACGAACGACGGCGUCUUUUUACCAACCAGUAUACCCGUAAUCGUACAGAAUAUUAUCAUAAAGUAGAUUAUUGUUCUAGUUAUUUGUCGUAUUAUAGAAGUAAUAUAAUUGUAGUUAUAAUUAACGUUGGCGUAAUUACCGCGGAAAGCGGCCAACCGCGUUAUCCAAAAACCGGAAACGUCUACUGAUAAAAGUUGCCAGUGUUUUUUUGUUAAAAAUAAUCAUAUAUUUCUACAAUUUCAAAAACUUUUUGAGUUAUAUAAUGACUGCAAACAUGUAUAGAGUUGGAGACUAUGUGUAUUUUGAAACAUCUAAUGGAUCACCAUUUCAAAUUAGACGCAUUGAAGAACUGAACAAAACUGCCAAUGGAAAUGUUGAAGCAAAAGUUAUGUGUUUUUUUCGUCGAUGUGAUCUUCCUAGUACAUUAAUUGUUUUAGCUGAUAAACAUCAACAAGUGGCAUCCUCUACAUUAGAUGAUUGCCGUGGGAUCAAAAAAAAUUCUGUCAUGUCUAUUAAACCUGGAAAAGAUGGUAGUACACAACAACAAGAUUCAGUAAAAGAUUCCAAUUCGAAUGAAAAUGAUGAAAAUCCUGUUGCUAUGGAUUGUACUUCUGCUACUGAUGGUGAAGAAACUAAGGGAUACCUUACAACUCUAAGUGAAAAUGAUAGCAAUAUAAAGAAAAUAGAUGCACCUAAUUCUUUAUUACAACAUAGACUGAAGCAAAGAGAAUUAUUUUUAUCAAGACAGGUAGAAACUUUACCAGCUACUCACAUUAGAGGGAAAUGUUUUGUAACUCUUUACAAUGAAACGGAGUCAUUUGAGAGCUAUUUAAAUAAAGAGGAUACAUUUUUCUAUUGUUUAGUAUUUGAUCCUAAUCAAAAGACCUUAUUAGCUGAUAAAGGGGAAAUUCGAGUUGGUCAUAAAUAUCAAGUAGAAAACCUACCUACACCAAAUAGCAGUAAAAUUAAUACUAAUAAUGCUACAAAUGAUUGUUGUGAAAAUAAUGGAGUUAUUGAAAAAUCUGAUAAUGAUAAUAGAGAUAUUGCUGAAUUAGAAACUCUUGUUUGGACUUCAGCUCAUCAAUUAACUGAUCGUCAAAUUGACCAAUUUUUAGUUAUAUCUAGAUCAUUAGGAACAUUUGCUCGGGCUUUAGAUUGUUCAAGUUCUGUGAAACAACCUAGUUUGCAUAUGUCAGCAGCUGCAGCUUCUAGAGAUAUAACAUUGUUUCAUGCUAUGGAUACUUUACAUAGGCACGGGUAUGAUUUGGGAGCUGCUACCUGCUCUUUAGUACCUAGUACUGGUCCAGUAUUAUGUCGUGAUGAAAUGGAAGAAUGGUCAGCCAGUGAAGCCAAUUUAUUUGAAGAAGCUUUAGAAAAAUAUGGCAAAGAUUUUAGCGAUAUCCGUCAUGAUUUUCUACCAUGGAAAACUCAAAAGAAUAUUGUUGAAUAUUAUUAUAUGUGGAAAACUACUGAUAGAUAUGUUCAACAAAAGCGUGUUAAAGCUGUUGAAGCAGAAUCAAAAUUAAAACAAGUGUAUAUACCUAAUUAUAAUAAUAAUAAUAAAAAUCAGCAAAUUACUGGCUCUAGUACUGCAGCAAUUAAAUCUUCAGCCCAUCAUAAUCAAAUGGUUAAUGGAAAUUCAAAUGCCUUAGAAUUAUAUGGUUCUGCUGGUAAAAAUUCAAGUGGAAUAUCAACACCUGGCCAAUGUGAUUCUUGCGACGCUACUAUGUCUACACAAUGGUACCCUUGGUCCAACAGUAAUAGUAAUGGAAUAGGUAGCACAUUUUUGUCUACUGUAACAUUGUGUCAUGACUGUUGGACAUAUUGGAAAAAAUAUGGAGGACUUAAAUCUAAUGGUGGUAAUAUUAGUAAAAAAUCUGCUACAAUUACCAACUCAGGGAGCAUAUCUGGCGAUGAAGAUAGACCUCUGUCAAAUGCUUCUGCAACAUCAUUAGUAAUGAAUCAAAACAAUCAAAGUGGGGGAUCUGGAAACAACCCAAAAUCUAUUCAACAACAGUUGUAUACAGCUCCGCACAGAUGUACAAUAAUAGGGUGUGGCAAGGAAUUUAAGGUUAAAGCUCAACUCUUAAGACAUUAUAGUGGCGCUCAUGGUAUAGGUAUACGUGGAGAUUUAGUUGUACCUGGACCUGGUGGUACACAACCACAAGUACAACAACAACCUCAGACAUUGCAACAACAUCAAAAUCAUUUGUUGAGUGGUAGUGCUGGUGUGAAUCUUUCUCAACAACAACAAGGCAUCAAUUUUGGUGUUUCAAGUGGACAAAAUGCUGCUUCAAAUCAACAAACUGGUGGUGGAGUUGGAGGUCGCCCAGUAAUGAAAACACGAACAGCUUUUUAUCUAAGAUCUACACCAUUAGCUAAAGCUGCUAGAAAAGCUUGUUCUUUGCAUAAAAUACCUGGUAGUGUUACUACUGGUAAUGCUCGUCCACAGAGAGCAUUAAGACCAAGACAUGUAGCACGAUCACCUUUCUCUUCAAUACCUGUUGCACACACUGUAAAACAAGAAUGUCAAUUGCAAUUACAAAAUAAAACAAAUGCAGAAUUGAAAGCUUACUUAAAAUCAUUAUCUGGAAGUACUGGACCAAGAGUUCGACAAGGUGUCACUAUGGUCGCUAAUGCUUUGGCAGCAUCACGAAAUAGAGAACUUACAGUUCCUGAGUGGUUGCGUAUUGGAGGUCAAACCCAUAAACAAAAUAAAUAUUUGGCAUUUCCAAAACCACCUAAAGCACCAGACGGAAGCUUGAUGUAUGAAAGAGUUCCAAACAAAGAACAAUUAUUACAUAUUCAACAACAGCAAUUGCAACAGGGUGGUGGAUUUAUUGAUCUGUACAAUACUAAUUCAAAAAGACGAAAUUAUGAAGAAUCUAAUGGAGUGGUUCCUCAAGCUGGACCUCCUUCAAAGCGUAUGCAUAGAACAUCUUCUAAUAAUUCAGUUCAACCUUCUUCAUUAACUAAUGCUACUGAUAGUUCUACUCAAAGAUCUAGCACAAAUACUAAUGUUUCACCCUCUUCAGCACAAGCUUCAGCAGCUCAACAACUAUUUAACAGCGGAGUACCAUCUAAUUCAGCAGCAGCUGUUGCUGCAGCUAUUAAUCAUUUGUCUCACAAUCCCUUGUUGGCUCAAUUAGGAGCAACCUCAGGGUCUGGCACUAAUCAAGCACAAAAUCAACAACAAUUGCUCAAUGGUACUGGGGUUCCUACGGGAGCUACAACCCAAUGUACUAAGUUACCAACAAUUGGCAGAACACCAUCCAUGCAGAGAACUGGGCGUAAACAUGUUAUAUCUUGGACUGAUGCACCAGAUGACCUUUACUACCUUUCAAAUUCUUACUCAAAAACAUGUAGGAAACAAAUGACUGGUAAAGAGUUACGACGUGCAGCACGAAAACCUUGGCGACCUAUUCAAAUAGUUCCAGGAGUUAAUAGAGCUGGAGGUCCACCCACGUCUAAUGCAGCAAUGUGUUUAGCUAUGCCACCAUCUGUGCAUCAACAACCGCCUACAAUAGCAGAUGCUAUUAGUACUCUUGGUAAUCGCCCCAUUAUAACAGCUUCAAGUUUGGGAGCUGUUCCUUCAAUAAUACCUCCUGUUGGAAUCUUACCACCCACUUCUGCUACACCACCUGGAUUGGUACCUUCUAGUGCUAGCGUAUUGGCUGCAGCAGGAUUGAUGCAACAACAACACACAACUGCAAUUAAAGAUUUUUUGGCACGAGCUGGUGGUGGAAGUGGGCACUAA